Messenger RNA from Penicillium subrubescens, 1215 nucleotides. RefSeq names its product putative integral membrane protein Pth11-like. NCBI's taxonomy places the organism in Eukaryota, Fungi, Ascomycota, Eurotiomycetes, Eurotiales, Aspergillaceae. The coding region runs from base 1 to 1047 and encodes 348 amino acids. The record is from RefSeq and is a predicted model, not a curated record. The transcript is spliced from 6 exons.
AUGUCGUCGUCUCAACAAUCCUCCGGUCACACGUGGACUGAGGGUGAUUUUGAACAUCCUAAUGAGAGAAUUCGCCACUCGUUGAUUGUGGCACUUGUUUUUGCGUUUACUCUGCCUACGGUCGCUGUUGGUUUGCGUCUUCUGGCGAGACGGAUGACUGGAAAUAGGCUGUUCCUGGACGAUUAUCUGAUUCUUGUUGCUUUGUUAUUUAAAUAUGGAUGCUCAACUGGCGUUGUCAUUUUGCUAUUCAACGGCCUGGGUUCUCAUAUCGAGACAGUCCCAAAAGAAAAUGUUGAGCGUUUCUUCAAGAUUGGGUGGGCAAACCCAUUUGUCUACACUGCCAAUGUGAUGUUUAUCAAAUUAUCCAUUCUGGCUCUGUACCGACGCCUGUUUUCCACAAAGUACAUGCUCUUUGGUGUCUACUUCAUGGGCAUGGUGGUCAUUCUCUGGGCUGUGAGCAUUUGGGUCGCUGCUGCGCUCAACUGCAUCCCCAUACCCAAGUUCUGGGACCGAUCAAUUGAGGGAGCCUGCAUCGAUCCCGACAAGUUUUACUACGGCACGCAGAUUCCUAACAUCGUCUCUGAUGUGAUUAUUCUGCUUAUGCCUCAGGGAGUUGUCUGGUCUCUCCCCGUUGCCAAGUCACAGAAGCUGCUUCUGUCUUGUGUGUUUAUGGUUGGCGGACUGGCUCUGAUUUUCGAUAUUGUUCGACUGGUUGCUAUGCUUCACUUGACCAAGCAGGGUAAUGACAUUACCUACUAUCAAAUGCCUGUCGUCAUGUGGACCUGCACCGAGGCCGGCGUGGGUAUCAUCGCCGCAUGCCUCCCGAAUCUCCGACCACUGUUCAAGACCGGAGGCCGUGGUUUCUGGUCGCAGCUGCGAUCUCUCACCCACGGAUCAUCCAAGGCGCAUCUGAACAGCGCAAGUACGAGUACUACAAACUCGAGUGGGAGCCGGAGUUUGCAAAAGGGACCGGUCGAUUCCUGCGUUGCCGAAGAGGGUAUCGAGAUUCAUCGCUACAGCACUAUCAUCGGAGAAGCGGAAAAGUAAGAUUUCAAGCAGGGUGAGCCCAUUUUACCCAUGUGAUUCAGUGGAGGAAGCUGGCGCGACAUUCAGGUCUGGAAAAUAUAGGCGGCGUUUAUUUCGUUUAUUCCUUCUUAAGAUACUCCCUUAAGCAAUACUGUUUUAAUUCUUGUCAAUCAAUUUCGUUAGUUAGUC